Molecule: messenger RNA, 479 nt
Organism: Amoebophrya sp. A25
Lineage: Eukaryota; Dinophyceae; Syndiniales; Amoebophryaceae
Source: the annotation of a GenBank genome assembly
UUCAGCUUCUGGUGGUGGUGCAGGAUCGUCGACCUAUGACUCACCCGUCGACCUCCGACUCUCCCACGUUGCCAAAGCGAUGCGAGUAGCGAAGAAAGUGCUCCACAAUUUGGUCGAAGCAGCUGAGAAAAUGGGUUUACAAGUUGCUUCUCCUGUGAGUGAGCCAGAAAGUUCCCAGAAGUUCUGUGAUGCUUUGAAGAGAGACGAUGAUGGGCUAUGGAACAUCGCUACGGGUCUGAAAUAUUUGCAACGAGCACAGACUGCUUGUUUGCGGACGCAGGAAGAAGCACUGAAAAUGAUAGUGGGCCCGUCAGACUUAUGUUGAGAUAAUCAGUAGCAGUACCCCUUGGCCUUAACUUGUAAGUCUACUUACUUACUAACUUCUACUUGUUCUCUAGUACCCCAUUGACUUAAAGAGCACAGUUUAACUCUAGCUUCUUCUAGUUCUAACCAGCCACUCUUCGCCAGGCAAAGACGAC